Molecule: messenger RNA, 1006 nt
Organism: Zootermopsis nevadensis
Lineage: Eukaryota; Metazoa; Arthropoda; Insecta; Blattodea; Termopsidae
Gene: MED10
Product: mediator complex subunit 10
Biological process (GO): regulation of transcription by RNA polymerase II
Cellular component (GO): mediator complex
Molecular function (GO): transcription coregulator activity
Source: RefSeq, a predicted model, not a curated record
CAACAUUUAUUGCACCAUCUAACUGAAAAAUCAGACGUCAAAUUUACAGACCUGUAGCAAUUCCCGGAAAUACAUGUAACGAGCAGCGAAAUCACAGCGAACAUGCAGAUACAAAAUUUAGGGUACCUGCAGUGUUGGUAAUAAUAAUAGAUGAGUUAAACACAGUUGUGAAAGGGUUGCAGUGUUGGUCACACGUACUAUUUGUUGCCGAAGAAGAAUUAGAAAAUGGCGAAUUCUCUAGAAAACUUAGAGACUCAGCUGGAACUAUUCAUUGAAAAUGUAAGACAGAUCAGGAUAAUUGUAGGUGAUUUUCAACCUCAGGGUCAAAAUGUAUUAAACCAAAAGAUACAGUCACUUGUUCAUGGGCUUCAAGAGAUAGAUAAAUUAAAAUCUCUUCCACAGGAAGUACAUAUACCUCUGGAAGUAUUCGACUAUAUUGAUCAAGGCCGAAAUCCUCAGUUAUACACAAAAGACUGCAUUGAGAAGGCACUGACCAAGAAUGAACAGGUGAGGGGAAAGAUUGAAGCUUACAAGAAGUUCAAAACACUCCUAGCUACGCAAUUGAACAAUGUUUUUCCAAAUGAACUUACAAAGUACCGAGCUAUAAGGGGAGAUGAACGUACAGUUACUUAAAUGCUGCUGCAGGCUUCUGAACUUUGGAUGUUAUGUUAUGUGACAUUACAUAAGCAUUUUUUUAAUAACUGCUAUUGUUUUAAUGUCAGUUGUAGGCUGACUCUUGUGUUUUGGUGCAUGAUGUAUAUGGUUCAUGUAACGUGUCAUAUAGUUUUUCAGAUUUGCCUGUGUUGUGUGUUGUAAUUGUAGCUUUGUCAAUUUUUGUGAGGUUGACACACAUGGCUUGUGUGCUUUUUAUUGAACAACAUAUUAGUGAUAGCCAAACAUGUUAUAUAAUUAAAAUAAAGGAAAAAGUAAUUAUGUAUACAUCACCUAACUGGUUUGUCUGGACUGUAUCAUAAAUUAAGCUAAUAAAAGUUCCCCUAAAGGUGAA